Trichosporon asahii var. asahii CBS 2479 is the source of this 2775-nucleotide messenger RNA. RefSeq lists its product as uncharacterized. The coding region runs from base 1 to 2775 and encodes 924 amino acids. Gene Ontology annotation, cellular component: cell division site; mitotic actomyosin contractile ring, proximal layer; cytoplasmic side of plasma membrane. The transcript has 3 exons. Gene Ontology annotation, molecular function: phospholipid binding. Gene Ontology annotation, biological process: cytoskeleton organization. The record is from RefSeq and is a predicted model, not a curated record. NCBI's taxonomy places the organism in Eukaryota, Fungi, Basidiomycota, Tremellomycetes, Trichosporonales, Trichosporonaceae.
AUGUCAGAAGGACUGCCGGAUGACGCCUGGGCCAAUGCGUUCCAGACGGCCGCUGCGAAGCCGCUCCUUACUGCGUUACAACGUCGGCUUCAUGCCUCAACCAACCAUGUGAACUCUCUCGCUGAGCUGCUUCACGAGCGGUCUGUCAUCGAGCAGGAGUAUUCGGCCAAGCUGCUAAAGCUCGCUCGCGCGGCCGACGCUGGCCAGCUCGGCGGGAAGGGCGGUAUAGAGUGGGAACGCAACGGUGGAGAAGCCCGGUUGUGGAACACGGUCGUGUCCGACCUGACAGAGUCCGAUUUUGAGCAGCCAGUUCGCGAUCUCCCAAACAAGAUGACAGCCUGGCGCCGCAUUGGUGAUCAAGAGUCGUCUCUGGAGCGAGCACUCAAGGACUAUGAAAAGGUUUCUGUCAAGCUCGACAAGGCGUCAUCCAAGUCAAAGUCCAGCAAAGCUGAGCAGCUCCAGCACGAGCUGAGCCAGCUGACAUCGCAACUGAACCAGUUGACGCCGGCGACGUACAGUACCUUCCAGAGGCUCGACGAGGAAAGGCUUCGUGCCCUCAAAGAAAUCGUUGUGCGCUGGGCCACCCUCCGGGGAGAUAUGGCCACCAAGUCUGGCGAGCGUGCAGAGACAGCUGUCGCGUCCAUCUUGGGCUGGGAGCCAACAGAUGAAGUCAUCUCUGUCGGUAACCGUCUCUCGAGAGCGCACAAUGGAUCCGAGGUUCGCGCCUCACCUUCGACGCCUUCUGGAGGUGCAGCUGGAGCCGGAAGCCUUUCUGUGGAAAGCACUCCGAACCGACGUGCUUCCAUGCAGUCUCCGCCCGCUCCCGACUUUGGACCGCGUUCCGGAAGCCUGUCGAACGGCUCUGGUCAGACCCCAACUCAGAGCGGGUUCAGCGGCCUCAAGUCCAUGCUUGCCCGCAAGGCCACCGUGCGGAAUCGCAGUGGGAGCGAGGCCACCUCCGUUUACAGUGGUCGCCGCGCGCAGCAGAGCGAACCAGCCUUUGCUGCUCUCGGUGAAGACACGGUCCGUCCGACCUCGAGGCAGCAGGUUCAGCGCGAGUUCUCGGACCAAAACACGCCUACCAAGGCGCAGUCGCCACCUGUCGACGCAGAAGGCUUCUCCAUCGCUCCUGCUGAUCGCCACCGCAACCCCUGGGACGAGCCGACCGAAGAGUCGCCCUCCCAUUCGUCAAACCAUCACGGUGCAGCGGCCGCUGCUGCGACAGGAGCCGGCGUUGCUUUACCCUCGGCCAUUUUUGCGUCGCAGAGAACCGAGUCGCCAACCCCGGUCCACAAUGAUCGCGCGAGUACCAUCGACUCCAUCUCCAGCGACCAAACUCACCCUCGUUUAAACUUGGCGCUGUCGUCGGCGCCCAUCGAAGAAACUGAGGAGCAGCGCCAGGCCGCCCUUGCCAAGAUGCAGCAGACGCUGCGGAUGCCUCCGCCCGCUCCAAACCGCCGAUCGACAAUCACCCGCGGCAGACGUGAUGCUCGUAACACGAUGCAGGCGUCUGCCGCUGAGCACCCCAUCCCCCAAGCGCACAUGGCAGCGCUGGCCCGCAUGGGGGAGGAAGAGCAACUUGCAGAGUCGCAAGGAACGGUGACCUCAAGUUCCCAGCCGGCACGCCGUCUGUCGUCGUCAAGUAUGACCUCGGCCUCGUCGCGCAACCCCUUUGAUUCUCCCGGCCUGCAGGCGGCGAAUCGGCAGCCUGCCGACAACAUUGAGAAGCAAAUCCCAGGUGUUCCCUCGCAGAACGGCCAACAAGCUUUGUCCUCAGAGCGGGUUGCUCCUAGCGGCGCAGCUGCAGCUGGAGUAGCAGCGGGCCUGGGAGCGGGAGCGCUCGCCGUUGGUGCCACCUCGGGCCACCAAAGUGGCAACGUUGUUGCUUCCCCCACUUCUGCUGUCAACGGCUCCCAGGCAACAAGUGCUAGCGUCCAGUCUGGUGCCACAGCUGUUCAGCCCAAAGCGUCCCAGUCUCAGGUGACCAUUCAGGAUGGGCUCAAUGCCACGAUCAUUGAGACUGUCGACACAUUGAUGCACCAGUACGCGGCUCAACAAAUUGCCAUUACUGGUGAAAUCCACUUGACUUUAUCGACACCGCCGCCGCCUGGAACAUCAACGUCCAUCAGACUGACCGAGUUUGACGCUUUGGAGUCUGUUUCGCCCAACCCUGCGUUCUUGGCCCAAGUCCCUGACAGCCCUGGCGAGUACUACCUCAACACGGACCUCCUGGCUCAGACCACGUCGAGUCCAGAAGCCGGGCCGCAUGGGCCGGUCCUGUUCACGUACCAGGUUCUUGUGCCGCAGGGUCAGGAGAACGCAAUGUCCCCGGUUGGUUUGAACCCGGCCUUCCAAGCCAAGGAGGGUGAAACGCGUAUGAUUUUCCACUAUCGCGCCAAUGCGCCGGUUCAGAAUCUUGGCCUAUCGGCCAUCUUCCCCGCCGACCCGAGCGUCAGCACGACCCAGUCGAAGCCAGUCUCAGCGACCUGGGCACCCUCCGCGGAGAGCCCAGACCUUACUGUGGCUUCCUGGGCUGCUCCCGUUCCCCAGGUUGGAUCGGAGGGCAAGAUCAUUGCCCGCUUCUUCACUGCCCCCGGGCAAAAGCUCGUCCCUAGUGGCGUGGAUGCUCGUUUCGUCAUCCCCAACCAUCUCGCCUCUGGUCUUGGCAUUGAGACAACCUCUGCCGACGGUGAGGAGAAGGUCUUGUCGUUCAACAAUGUCAUUCGGACAACCGUCUCUGGCCGAUACGUCGGCGACGUCACUCUGAACCCGUAG